AUGGAUGUCCUACCGCCACCAGACUACCUUCCCGUCCAACCGAGCGAUUACCCUCAAAUUCCAACUCGGACGCCACCAGCGACUCUUGAGGUAUUGCGUGCUUCUUGUGUUAGCGGUGAUAUUCAGACAUUUCGGGAGAUUCUUGAAUCACAAAGUUCGUCGUCAGACGGCUUUGACAUCUGCGACUUCUAUGCGAUAAUGAUCGAAGCCACCAAACGAGACGACGUACAGUUCAUCAAAGAGCUCCUUGAUUGCGGCUUGCCUAUGGAUCCGCUCUAUGCUCUGGAAGCCGUUAAUGCGAAGGGAAAGGAUGCCCUGGAAGUAUUCCUUAAAAAUGGAUGGGAUAUCAACCAGCCUAUGAGCGAACUCAAACCUACUGUACUAGGGUAUGCUAUUACAGAUGAGGAGAUGGUAGCUUGGCUCCUUGACCAUGGAGCUGAUCCUAAUCGACAAUGUGUUAUUGAUUUCACUCCACUUUCCCUUGCUGUCGAGAGCGCGCCAGUAUCAGUCAUCCAGCUCAUGCUCAGUCGCGGCGGAGAUGUUCGAAAAGGCCAACUUCUCCAUCACGCAAUUGAACGGAAUUCGGAUAUCAUUGCGGUCUUAAGCCUUCUUCUAGAAAAAGGGGCAUCUAUCAAUUCAACUAUGUACAAGGAUCAUUAUCCUUCUCGGACGCUAUCCUCUUUCAUGCUCGGAACGCCUCUGCAUAAAGCGGCUGAACUCGGCAAAGCGGAUGUGGUUAGCUACUUGGUCAGCAAAGGAGCGAACUUGAAUAAUAAAGAUGCAAAAGGUCGCACAGCCCUGGAGUAUGCACGAAUGUUAAAUCAGCGGGAGGUUAUCCAUGCACUCGAGAAAAGCAAGUAG
Messenger RNA from Penicillium chermesinum, 861 nucleotides. RefSeq names its product ankyrin repeat domain-containing protein. The transcript is spliced from 2 exons. The record is from RefSeq and is a predicted model, not a curated record. Gene Ontology annotation, cellular component: cytoplasm; nucleus. The coding region runs from base 1 to 861 and encodes 286 amino acids. NCBI's taxonomy places the organism in Eukaryota, Fungi, Ascomycota, Eurotiomycetes, Eurotiales, Aspergillaceae. Gene Ontology annotation, molecular function: protein binding.